UAAGUAUAUAAAAGAUACAAGUAUAUACACAUAUAUACAUAUUCUCUUACUAAGUUGACUUUGUAUAUACAAGUGAUGGAUAAUACUACUACUACAAGGGAAUCAAGCGUACCGCCCGGAUUUAGGUUUCAUCCGACGGAUGAAGAGCUGGUCGGAUAUUAUCUAAGGAAGAAAGUUGCUUCCCAGAAGAUCGAUCUUGAUGUUAUCAGAGAUAUUGAUCUCUACAGAAUUGAGCCAUGGGAUCUUAUAGAAAAAUGUAGAAUCGGAUACGAAGAGCAGAAGGAGUGGUAUUUUUUCAGCCACAAAGAUAAAAAGUACCCAACGGGCACCCGAACAAACAGGGCCACCAUCGCAGGUUUUUGGAAGGCAACCGGUAGAGAUAAAGCCGUGUACGACAGAGCAAAGAUUAUCGGUAUGAGAAAAACCCUAGUCUUUUACAAAGGAAGAGCUCCAAACGGCCAAAAAACCGAUUGGAUUAUGCACGAGUACAGGCUCGAAUCUCAAGAGCAUGGACCUCCACAGGAAGAGGGAUGGGUGGUUUGUCGGGCUUUCAAGAAGCGAGCAACCGGGCAAACGAAUAAUAAGAGUACUAGAAUAAUUAAUGAAGGUUGGGACUCAACAUACUACUACGAUGAACCUACCCCUAUUAAUAAUGUUGGCUCAUCAGUUGUUCAUGAUGACAUCACAAGGCAUCAUCGUUUCCUAUCAUCCAAUCAGAAGUCGGCAUGCAAACAGGAGAUUGAAUUAGUCAACGAAAAUCUACAUUUCCUACAAUCUUCCGAUGAUCAAUUAUUCGUUGAUCAGCUCCCGCAGCUGGAAAGUCCGUCCCUUCCACCAAUCAAAAGGGAUAUUACUAAUUGUCGGAUAUUUCCUGCGACAGAAAUAAUAUUCGAUAAAAAUAACGACGAAGAAGAAGACGAUGAUGGAUAUAAUCAUAAUAAUAAUAAUAAUAUAAUUAUUGGUGGAAGCAAUACUUAUUCAUCACAGAAGAAAGUGAGUGCAGAUUGGAGGGAGCUUGACAAAUUUGUGGCUUCUCAGCUGAGCCAUGAUAUCGGCGGCGUGCCUUCGAGCUUUGAGAGUCGUAUUCAUUAUAGUACUGCAGCAGAUCAUUCUUCCGACUUGGCCGGGUUGCUUCUGCUCCAAACUGGUAGGGAUGAAGAGGCUAAUAAGUUGAAUCAAAUUUCUACUUCUGAUUGUGAAUUUGGGAUUUGCAUCUUUAAUAAAUAAUGAAUUAUUAUUUUUUGU
Molecule: messenger RNA, 1245 nt
Organism: Erythranthe guttata (spotted monkey flower)
Lineage: Eukaryota; Viridiplantae; Streptophyta; Magnoliopsida; Lamiales; Phrymaceae
Product: NAC domain-containing protein 105
Biological process (GO): regulation of DNA-templated transcription
Molecular function (GO): DNA binding
Source: RefSeq, a predicted model, not a curated record